AUGGCUACCAUGGAUGACAUGGACAAGUUUGUCAACUGGGACAACCCUGAGCUGGUCAUGGAAGACGACAAUCAGUUCGCCCUUCAGGACGUCGACGCCGCCUUUGCUGGGAUGGAUACCGACCUCGUCUUUGAGAACAUCAAUGAGGAUGACUUCAGCUUCAACGCCCUUCAACACUUCACUGACCAACACAUGGCCGCCAAUGGUAUGGACAUCCCGGCCCCUGUGCCGGAUGCCACUGAAGAACAAGUGGUUCAUGCUUACUUCUGGGAGACACCUGCCGUCCCCUGCUCCCAAUGUUCUCUGGGAGGGUACUCUUGCAAGAAAAUAAGAGAGGGUCGGUACAAAGGCUACUGCACCAGCUGCGUAGCCUUGACCCUCGAGUGCAGCUUUGGGGGCGAAGUGCCUGCCAACCUGAACCCGAAAGCUGUAUCGGUCCCAACGGCUUCAAUGACGGGCCUGGACAGCGACCUAAGUGCAAUCUUGGACGAAACUGCCAUGUACAAUCGCGAUACUACAGCGACAGCAGACCUUCUAAACAUUACUAAUGCCGUGUCCGAUGGACCUGUACUCGUUGCGCCCAGGCCUCAGGCCCCUCCAGCUAAAAUAGGUGCCCGUUUCUCGAGGGAGUCAGUUCGUAUUCUGAAAACCUGGUUGACGACCCAUAACAGACAUCCUUAUCCUAGUGACGAGGAGAAAGAAAUGCUGCAAAGGAACACAGGGUUGAGCAAAACCCAAAUCACCAAUUGGUUGGCAAAUGCUCGACGCCGUGGCAAAGUCCAACCCCCUCGGUCUACUUCGCCACAGGUUGGUAACUGGUCGUCUAGCGGCAUCGGUUCCAUCGAUAUUCCAAAACGACGCGGAACACCCGCAUUGGAAACCAUGAAUCCCCUUCAACGUUGGGAGCACUCUCCCCCCGAAAACGAACCGGCCUCAGUGACUGCCAUUGCACGGGCCGUGACGGCUUCAUCGUCUGGGCUCUCGUCUGGACUGAACAGUCCCUUCAGCACCGUUAAUUAUACAGAUGAUGGAUCCAGUCGAUCACUCUGCAACCAGUCCUCGGUUAGCAGUUUGGGCACCUCGCAAUCUAGCAAUGGCUCACGGGGAUCCGCCUACUCUUAUGCAUCUCGCAAUUCAUUUGGAUCUGCCCGUUUCAGCAACCAUGGCCGUCGCCGACGUCGCCGAAGGCCCACACCAAAUCAGAGCCAAGAGGAAAGUGGCAAGGGAAUCAAGUCUGCCCCUCGAACCUUCCAGUGUACUUUCUGUACUGAGACGUUCCGAACUAAACAUGAUUGGCAACGGCAUGAAAAAUCUCUCCAUCUGUCUCUUGAGCGGUGGGUGUGCGCUCCACAUGGUACACGAGCUGUAAACCCCGAAACUGGGCUCCUGAGCUGCGUAUACUGCGGCAUAGUUGAUCCAGAUGAAUCGCACAUCGAAAGCCACAACCACUCGACGUGCCAGGAGAAGUCGGCAGCCGAGCGGACUUUCUACAGGAAAGAUCAUUUGAACCAGCAUCUUCGUUUGGUUCACAAUGUUAAGUUUGCAGACUGGUCUAUGAAAUCUUGGAAGGUUGCGGCUCCGGAGAUCAGGUCACGCUGCGGUUUCUGUGGCAUUGUGAUGGACACUUGGACAAUACGUGUUGAUCAUUUGGCAGAGCAUUUCAAGACAGGUUAUUCCAUGGCUGACUGGAAGGGAGACUGGGGUUUUGACAGCUCAGUGCUCGAUAUGGUCGAGAACUCUGUUCCUCCUUACCUGAUUCAUCAUGAAAGGAAUUCCCCCUUGCCUUACGUAGCAAGCCAGCCCUCGCCGCAGUCACCUCGUAAUGCCUACGAACUGAUUAAACUCGAACUGGAAUACUUCACGGCCAACUAUUUGGAGCAGAACGGAACCCACCCUACCGACGAGGAGCUCAUGGUCGAAGGAUGUCGUAUCAUUUACGCUAGCGAAUUGUUGUCUCUUCAGGGAAUCGCAUCAGAGGUCUCCUGGCUUCGUGAUGUCAUCAUGAAGAUGGAGGAGUUGGCCCUCAAAGCUCGUUUUGGACCCCUUCGUGGUGCUACGGAAAACAGACUGGCUACACUCAAAAUUAACGGCAAGGACAACCUGUUCGAGUUGUGCCCCCUGGAAUUCCAACUUCAAGAGUUCGUCAGGGCCAAGCGCCUGCUGGGCCUAACUGCUAUGGACUAUGAGUUGCAGCAGGAGGCCUGCAGAAUUGUUGGUCGGGUCGAGGAAGUGUCCGUCCAUCCUUCAGACAUCGUUGCAAACUGGCUGCUUCGACUCAUCCGGUCUUCAACCCACUGGCUAGCCGAUUUUCGACGCCGAGCACACCUGCCGAGGACCGAAGAUGUGAAGAACGAUACGUGCCGAUCGAACGACCCAACCGUUAUCGAUUCUACCAUCCAUAGUUAUACAAGGUUGGAAAGCGAGUUGCGCGACUUCCUCCGGGACCAGCGUGCUCUGGGGUUGGAACCCACGGAUGAAGACCUCCAGCGACAAGCCCGUAUCAUCAUAUACGAAUUCGACGACGGAUGGAACCAAACCGCUGCGGACAACGCUUCGUGGUUGAGAGCUUUCAAGGAGCGCCAUCUCCACGACUUGAGCCCCGCGAUCACGGAAACUUCACCAGGACUCUCUCUGACGAAGACGCACCCAUCGACCACCACGGAUACCCCCAUCACACUACAUUCCCCAGAUGCCGUGAGAGCUGCGCCCAAAGCUCUCGAUGCGAACGGAAAUCUUCUCAAGCUGACCCCGUUCUUCCUCAACGACGCAAACUGCUAUCGUCGAUUGUCAAAGGAACUGGGACGGUGGGUUGCGGCUACUAUGUCUCCCAAUAAUCCAAACCAGCACGUUCCAUCCGACGAGGAGUUGAAACACCAAGCUCGUUAUGUUAUUUAUGAAACUGAUGAUCCUUGGAACCAAACAGCAGCAGACAACGCCGAGUGGCUGCAGCGGUUCAAGCGCGACGUUGGAAUCAUUAAUGAUGCUGGCCCGGGUCUCCCAGAAUGCUCUGCCUGGGCUGUCGAGCAGGGAGGCUCUGGUUUCGCUCCCCCUUACACGUUCCCCAAGAGCCAGCUCGAGCCGUUUAGCGGCGACGUGCAAAUCAGCAUGAGGGCUGGGACCAAACCGUUCUCUGCAGGCCAAUCGGGCGCCAACGGUUUCCUGGAGAAUCUCACAUCUAGAGAUCAGCGACCUGCCGCCAUCUUCUGUUCUCGCGAGCUGGAGCGGCGAUUGCUCGAGUUUACAAGGAAAUUUGUUGUUGAUACCGGCCGAUUACCCUCCGGGGACAGCUUGAGACGCUACGCCCGACAGGUCAUGGGGACUAACACGACACCGGUGGAUGAUCCGGUGCUUUUGGCGAAAUUCCAGGAAUGGAUAAUGCAGAAAUGCCCCGGCGUCGAGCUAGCGGAGCCCGAGACGUCGUGCCUGCCGAAGAAUAUGGAUGUCAAUAUCUCGGAUGAGGAUCUCGAGUACAUGCUCCAGGAUAUGGACUUUGAUUUCGGCACCGGGCAGUAUGACGGGGCGGUAGAGUCAGAUGGCGGAGUGUCCCUGGCCGGUUUCAACGACUAG
Molecule: messenger RNA, 3567 nt
Organism: Clonostachys byssicola
Lineage: Eukaryota; Fungi; Ascomycota; Sordariomycetes; Hypocreales; Bionectriaceae
Source: the annotation of a GenBank genome assembly